This is a messenger RNA of Ceutorhynchus assimilis (cabbage seed weevil), 1103 nucleotides long. Lineage: Eukaryota; Metazoa; Arthropoda; Insecta; Coleoptera; Curculionidae. The record is from the annotation of a GenBank genome assembly.
AACCUCUAAAAAUUUCAGCAAAAACAUAAACAAAAAAAAUGUUUAUUAAUCCUUUAAAACCUAGAAUAAUUAAACCAAAUUGUAUAUUUCCAUUAACAAAAUGCUUUGCCUCGUUAUGUUCAAAUACAAGCAUUGCAAAUAUAGACUUUCCAGACGAAGACACAAAAAUGCUAAAAGUUAGUAUUAUUGGGGUACCAAACUCAGGUAAAAGUACCUUUAUAAACCAAUUAAUGGACAGAAAGGUUUGUCCAACUUCGUCAAAAGUCCACACAACAAAAACCAAAUCGAUGGCAAUUUUUACACAAGGUGAUUCUCAGAUUGUCUUCCUCGAUACUCCAGGGCUGGUUAAUGCUAACGAAAAGAAGAAGUUCAAUUUGACCAGUAGUUUUAUUAAAGAUUCUAGAUUUGCAUUGCAGAAGGCUGACAUUAUUGGAGUGGUUCACGAUGCUGCAAAUAUUCACACUAGGGAAAAGUUGGAUAUUAAAAUUAUUAAUUUGUUAGAGGGACAUAAGAAGACUCCUAGUUUUCUUGUAUUGAAUAAGAUUGACGUUCUAAAAUCUAAAAGAAAACUUCUAGACAUCACAAGACUAUUAACAGACAACUGUCUCGCUGGCAAACCAAUCCCGGGCCAUUCAAAUAAGCCCAAAGAUCCAAAUCACGAAUUCAAAGGUUGGCCCUAUUUCCAAGACAUUUUCAUGGUCUCAGCUUUAACCGGUGAUGGACUAGACCAAGUGAGGAACUACCUAACAACCAAAGCCAAACCGGCCAAAUGGAUGUUUCCAGAAAACGUGUGGACAGACCAGAGCGCCGAAGAAGUAAUACAAAACAGUGUAAGGGCUAAAUUAUUGGACUUUUUGCCUCAAGAGAUUCCGUACAUUUUGCAAACCGAAAUCGAGUUUUUCGAUGUCAACGAAGAAGGCGUAAUAAAUGCUGUUGUUAUUGUUAAAACCCCAUCAAGCAGAAUUUCAACUUUGGUAGCAGGCGGAGGUGGAGGCCGUUUAAAACAAAUUCUACAAAGCGUAAAAGAAGAUUUACAAAAUGCUUUUCAGAAUUAUGUCAAGAUAAAUAUUGUGCUUGAACCUCCAGCAAAUACUAUAAACUAA